This is a messenger RNA of Oncorhynchus nerka (sockeye salmon), 2180 nucleotides long. RefSeq names its product immunoglobulin superfamily member 21-like. Gene Ontology annotation, cellular component: adherens junction. The record is from RefSeq and is a predicted model, not a curated record. Gene Ontology annotation, biological process: homophilic cell-cell adhesion; heterophilic cell-cell adhesion. Bases 222 to 1700 code for a protein of 492 amino acids. The transcript is spliced from 10 exons. Lineage: Eukaryota; Metazoa; Chordata; Actinopteri; Salmoniformes; Salmonidae.
AUCCUCUGACUAUUCAGGAGUUAAUAACGGGAAGAGGACAUAUUUUUCUCACUGCUCGCUUGAUAGAAACAGAAAAGUAGGUCUGCGUUCCGGUGCAGAAUGAAGCGUUCCGAAAGGGCACCCGACCCCGUGCAGCAGACACGGUGGAUGACACAUUAUCGGUGAUUUUUCGCCUAAAAGUAGAUGGAAUGUAACCUUGACCUCACACACUAACGGGGAAGAUGAGUUGUGCUUUUUCUCAAUGUCUCAUCGUAUAUAUUUUGGAUUUAGCAGUUGGCUAUUUAACGGUCACUCUUGAGUCCCUCCCUCCCAUUGUCAUUGGAGACACGGUGACACUCAAGUGCAAUUUCAGGACAGAUGGCAACCUGCGAGAGAUUGUGUGGUUUCGGGUGACAGAGGGUGGCAGUGCCAAGCAGAAGAUCUUCACCUACGAUGCCAUGUACAACAGCAACUUCUCCCAUAUGGAGGACUUCCGCAGACGAGAAGACCUGGUCUACCAAUCAACUGUCCGGCUUCCUGAGGUGCAGAUGGAAGAUGAUGGACCAUAUGAGUGCCAUGUGGGGAUCUACGACAAGGCCUCUAGAGACAGGGUGGUCUUAGCCUCAGGCACCAUUGUGCUCACUGUCAUGGUGCCUCCUAAAUCCAUCUCUGUAGUGGCAGCAGACUGCCCGGCCCCCUUCAAUCGCUACGAGGCCCAGAACUUCACUCUAAUCUGCAUCGUCAUGGGAGGAAAGCCAGCCCCUAUGGUGUACUUCAAGCGUGACAGCGAGCUGAUCGACGUGUUCCCCUCUAUUAUGGAGGGUGGUGGGGGCCAGUCCCAGGGAAGGGGCCUGGCAGGUCUACGGGGCUCUAGGCCCCUGAUCAGCAGAGAUCUGGAUGACACCAAGCUGAAGAAGUCCCUCUCCCUGCUGGACCAGGACCAGGGGAAGCCCCCCCAUCUGGACCAUGACACCCCUGGGACCAGAGGGACAGGGAAGACAGGAGGGGCCGGGGAGGGACCAGGGGCCCUGGGAGAGCGUGGCGGUGUGGAGGGGUCUGAGCCCAGCCCCACCACCACGGAGGUGAUCCCAGAGACGGUGGUAAGCCGGGAGUUCCCCCGCUGGGUACAGAGCACAGACCCACUCUACUACUUCCAGCACAGGCGGCAGGUCUCCAGCGAUGGCACCAUGGAGGUCAGAGCCAUGCUCACCUGGAGCCUCAACCCCCAACUGGACAACGACGCCCUGUUCAGCUGCGAGGUCAAGCAUCCAGCUCUGUCCAUGCCCAUGCAGGCUGAGGUCACUCUGUCUGCUCCCAGGGGCCCCAAACUCUCCAUGUCGCCUGGUAAGGCUAAAGUAGGAGACACUGUCCGCAUUACAGUUCAGGGCCUCCAGAUCUCUUCCACAGGGAAUAUGGUGUUCCCCGAGCCACUGUUCACCUGGACCAGGGUGGGAGGUAAUUUGCUGGACGGGAGAGAGGACCAUAAUGGGAGGGAGCUGGUGCUUGAGAGAGUACCAGCCGAGCUCAACGGCUCCAUGUUCCGAUGCACUGCCCAGAACCCUCUGGGAUCCACUGACACACACACGCGGCUCAUCGUGUUUGAAAACCCAAGACUUAAGAAGGGGAGACAACAUUUUGUCGCAGAUGCAGCCUAUUGCAAUGAGGCACUGGAGCUGACCACCAUGCUGUUAAUGUUAGCCGUGACAUGGGAGAUGACGUGAACAGCUAAAUGGACCCCUGCCCUUCUCCAGUCUCACUAGUCUCUUGAGUUUCUCCUCUGUCGCUCACUUCCCCAUCUGCAGUUCCAGCUACUGGAGCUGAGGCACUGUUCUCUUUUCAUAAAAGCAGCUUAGGAAAAGAAAAACAUUGUCAGAAAGAAGAUGAGAACUACAUACAUUCUAACUCUCUAGGCUUUUAUGUUGUCAUUCUGCCUGCCUAACUGCUUCUUCCCUUUUGGUUUUUUCAACAUCCAAUGACCAACUAUCACAGUGGUUAUGUUUUAUAGUAGACCCCAACCUGUGUUAGAGGUAAUUUUAACCAAGUUUAUGUGGGCUGGCCCACAUUAGAUGCUUUUUCCCCAUCUUCCUGUUAUUUGAAGGUCAGAACACAUACAUUAUGACAUGUUUUGACAUAUCUUGGUCAGCAAGUCCUUGGAUAAAAUAAAUGUUUGGUUGGAAGAAAUGUCCUUGAAAUGUAUUUUU